ACUUGCUCAUUCACGCUCAGCUGUGAAUACAUCGACAACUAGCAGGUCGUCGAUCCGACAACUCUAUCUCAACUCUCCAGCAUGGUGCGCGUGUUCCUGGCCCUUAGCGGUUCCUUGGCCGUGGUGGCUCAGAUGGUAGUGACCUUGGCCACCAGAGUAUCCUUCGUGAACGACUGCAACUACGACAUCAACUUGUAUGACAACAGCGUGGCCGAGACCAUCGCGGCGGGAGGCUCUAUGUCUCGCGACCUGGCCGACGGCUUCAGUGGAGUGUUCCGUAACGGCAUGAGCACCGAAGCUACGCUGGCCCAAUUCGCCAUCAGCGGCGGCAAAACCUGGUACGCUAUCAGUACCGUGCCUCCUGGAGCAGGUAGUUGCACCAGCUACGCCGAAUGCGCCGCCACUUCGGGCAAGACUGGCUACAACGUGGCCAUGAGCAUUACCCCCGAUGUCGGCACCACUGCCGUGAAUGCAGAGUGCACAGCCGUCACCUGUGAAAGCCCCGACUGCGAGGAGGCUUAUCUGUACCCGUCAGACACAACCAAACUACAUAAUUGCCCCGACGCACUCACCAUCCAAGUGGCCUUCUGCCCGGAUGGAUCGACCAAUUCGUCGGCAACGACGACAAGCACCACCGGCGCGGUUGCUACGGAGACCCCCGUUACCACAUCCACCCCUGCAUCCACGGAAGGUGUAGCUGCUACGGAGGCCCCUGCUGUCACAUCGACACCUUCAGCUACAACUGCUUCGGUUGCGUCGGAUGCCGAUUAUACGUCUAGCGUUGUGGCGACGAAGUCUUCUUCUUCAGCCUCCUCGACUACCGCAACGACGAGCACCUCGACUACUUCCAGUAGCACGACAACAACGUCCAGCGCCUCAACCAGCAAGACCACUACAACGUCGAGCGGCUCCACGGGAGACUUCUCGAGCGCUACCAUCAGUUCGAGCUUUGCGUACAGCGGCACGAACGCUGGUUCGGCUGCUGGUACUUACGGUAAGGUAACCGAAAUGUCCUCAUGUACGACCGAGGACGUUUCGGUGAGCGACCCGGUCGGCCCGAUGAGCGAGGAAGUGACCAUGGUCUUCCGUGGCCCUAUGAACAUUUACAACAUCGCCGUGUUCUCCGGUUCAUCCGGCAGCGACUGGACCAAGGUGUCGUCGUACGACGCCAGCGCCGGCACGCAGGACAACAUGGUGUUCAUGAACAAUCUAAAUAUUGACUACACCGGUGCUAACUCGAGCCCGCAGGGGUAUUCAACGGCCGACGGAACAGCUACAGCUACUGAGUCGACCAUCUUCGGUGGUUCACUGGCCGAUGCCUCCGACACGUCCGUAACUGGCGGUGGCCCGUGCGUGUCCACCGGUUGUGAGGUGAACAUCAUGACGGCGACCAACUGUGCCGAUGAAGACGGAUGCAUUGGAUACUACGAUGACAUGGGUUUCCAUGGCUGGGAUGGUGGUAUGAAGAUGUUCGUGACCAAGGUGCAGAUGCCGACGGGCUCAACGGCCAACCUGCCUGCUAUCUGGAUGCUGAACGCCCAGGUUGUGCGUGCCAGCCAGUACGGCUGCAACUGCCGUGGAGAGGGCUCGGAGGGUGGCUGUGGUGAGCUUGAUGUCGCCGAGGUUAUCGAGACCAACACAGCCCAGGACAAGGUGUCCACCCAUUAUUACUUCUACGACGGUAGCGUGUCCCCUGGCGGUGACAACUACGCCACGCGCCCGACCGACUCGGCUGUGACGUACGUGACUAUCUUCGACAACUCGGGCGAGGGCAUCGUGAAGAUCAUCGAAAUUGGCAGCGACGACUUUGAUUUCUCAGUGGACUCUGUGUCUGGCGAUACGGUAUCGGCGUGGCUAACCACUUCGGUGGAGAAUCUACUAAGCUAGGUGAAAUGAGGCUUAACCUUGCAUUGAGUGUUGGAAUCGUGUGGUAGGACUGACACAAAAUGCCAGGUAGUUGACGUUCCCUAGGUGAUAACAUGACACAAUGUUCUGUUUUGAGAAGAG
Molecule: messenger RNA, 2007 nt
Organism: Phytophthora nicotianae INRA-310
Lineage: Eukaryota; Oomycota; Peronosporomycetes; Peronosporales; Peronosporaceae
Exons: 1
Coding region: 82-1887 (601 amino acids)
Source: RefSeq, a predicted model, not a curated record